UAUUAAAUAUUUAGUGUAACAUUGGUGGCCAUUACAAAACCUAAACUUUUUUAUCAGGACAAAUGUCCACUUGAUGUUUCGGCGACGUUGUGACUAAUCUUUCGAAAAGCAAACUAAAAACACGAGUCCUGUGAUUCAGUCUUUUCUAGUUCUUAUUGUGCGAGUGCCGUGACUUCCAUAACCGAGAAACCUUGCAGUAUAUUCGAAACUGCUUUCAAGCCGACCGACGAUUUAUUACUAAGGUUCCACGCGUUGCUAUAAACGGUCGCCGAAACAUCAAAAGAAAAUUGGUGCUUGCAGUGUAACAACAAUGAUUUUGAGAUAAAUUGUAUAAAAGUGUUAUUAGUCGAAGUGUAGAACUGCAAAAAACGGAAAUAUUGUUGAAAAGUUUUGAUAAAAGAAGUGCUGUUAGUGUUUGAGUGUGGCAUGGGGAGAGACUGCACGCCCCUACGGGUGUGGUGACAUGGGCUGCUCGGCUUCUGAAGCCGUGCACCGGGAGUGAGCAGUGUGGGGCCGGGCUGGCACACAUCUAGUAUUAUGAACAAGCGCGAAGGCAACAAGGAGAAGGAACGUCAGAGUGACGAUAAAAGAACUUCCACGAACUGCGAGACUAGUUGUGACUCUUCAACAAUAAAUAGUGAACAAUCUUCUUUUGGCGCUACCGGCGCGGUGGGCGGGCGCGGCGUGGGCAGCAGCGCGAUGCAUCCGUCGCGGCACUCCGUCACCUCGUCGUCGGGCGUGUUGAUGGUCGGGCCCAACUUCCGCGUCGGCAAGAAGAUCGGCUGCGGGAACUUCGGGGAGCUCCGACUGGGGAAAAAUCUGUACAACAAUGAACAUGUAGCGAUUAAGAUGGAGCCUAUGAAAUCCAAGGCUCCGCAACUCCAUCUAGAGUACCGAUUUUACAAGCUACUCGGUACACAUGCCCCCUCGACAGCGGAAGGCAUCCCGGAGGUGUACUACUUCGGGCCGUGCGGCAAAUACAACGCGCUGGUGAUGGAGCUCCUCGGGCCUUCGCUGGAGGAUCUCUUCGAUCUGUGCGGCCGGCGGUUCUCUCUAAAGACUGUGUUAAUGAUCGCUAUGCAGCUGUUACAUCGUAUCGAGUAUGUCCACACGAGACAUCUAAUAUACCGAGACGUGAAGCCGGAGAAUUUUUUAAUAGGUAGAACAGCAACUAAAAGAGAAAAAAUCAUCCACAUCAUUGAUUUUGGUUUGGCCAAAGAGUAUAUAGAUUUAGAGACAAACAAACAUAUCCCAUAUCGGGAGCAUAAGUCACUCACCGGGACCGCAAGAUACAUGUCAAUAAAUACACAUUUAGGAAAAGAACAAUCUAGACGCGACGACCUAGAGGCUCUCGGGCAUAUGUUUAUGUAUUUUUUACGUGGUUCCUUACCCUGGCAAGGUUUAAAAGCUGAUACACUCAAAGAAAGAUACCAAAAAAUUGGUGACACCAAGCGUGCGACGCCUAUUGAGGUGUUAUGCGAGGGCCACCCCGAGGAGCUGGCGACGUACCUGCGCUACGUGCGGCGGCUGGACUUCUUCGAGACGCCGGACUACGACCAGCUGCGCCGCAUGUUCCGCGACCUGUUCGAGCGGCGCGGCUACCAGGACGACGGCGAGUUCGACUGGACCGGCAAGACCAUGUCGACGCCCGUGGGUUCCAUCCAGACCGGGCACGAGAUCGUGGUGUCGCCGAACAGGGCUCACCAGCCUUUCCACAAGGGUACGGCGAAGGAGGCGGGCUUGGGCGGCGCCACCAACUCGGGCGGCAACUGGCCACACAGCGGCAAGGCCACGCCCCUCACCGCCGGACACCUCACCCCCGCCGACCGUCACGGCUCCGUGCAGCUGUUGAAGAAUAAGCAUUUUCGGUGGUGUCGUCGACGAACGGCGAGCUGGGCGCGGACGACCCCACGGCGGGGCACUCCAACACGCCCAUCACGGCGCCCCAGCACGACCAAGACCUCCAGGACGACACCAAGUCAGUGUUCCAACUGCAAUCCGUCUAUUCCAGAUGCUGCUGCUUCUUCAAACGCAAAAAGAAGAAGUGCGCCGCCCGCGCGGGCAAGUGACGCGCGCACACACACACGCACCGUCACACACACACACACACGCCACACACGUGCCCGCACACACGCCCGCUCGCGAAACUCUUCGCCGGCCUCUCGCGCUUCUAGAGAGGAUAUCGCCCCAACCCGCUCGAUUAGGGUGUACGGCAUGUGAUUUUUCUAUAUCUGAACCUUUGUAUUUAUUGGUUGAUGAAAAACUCGCAAGCUAACUCGCAAUGGCAUUUGCAAUGAAAAAGUAUGGUAAUGUCAUAAUUACUGUCAAAUUUCUAUGAAAAUAUGAUGUUUAUAAUGAUACGACCACUUUGUUAUAUUCAAAUCGGUGCAAAUUUAACUUAGACGGACUCUAGUGAAGUGGCUUUGCUAAUUAUGAACAAUAUAACGUUUUACAGCGAUUUGUCAAUGGGGUUGGCAACUGUCAAACGUUUGCAUAGAUGGCGCCAUCAUAGCUUGCCCCUUUUUCUAUGAGAUUUGGCUUAAAGGGCUGGCAUCCAGGGUAUAAAAAAAACCAAAAAAUUGACACGAUUCUAGGGAUUGACGGGGCAAGCUAUGAUGGCGCCAUCUGCUAAAAACUUCCACCGGCCAACCCCAUUUGAAGUAUCUUUCAAUUCACAAUUUAAUGACCGCGAGAAUCAAUUGCGCGUUCCUAAAUCGUGAAAAAAUAUGUUACUGUAAUAUUAUUCGUCAUUAACUAAAGCGUAUUUCACACUGAUUUUACAUGAAAUCUACAGACAACAUGUGCAGUCAACUGUAAAAAUAUGGGUGCACAAAUCAUCUUAAAAAUGUCCCAUAGCUCUUAUGUCAGUGAAUUAAGAACUAUGGGACACAUUUUUGAAUAAGUUGGCUACACCCAUAUUAGUACAGUUGACCGUACAAAGUCAAUAGAAAACACGAGCAAUAAAAAUAACGCUUUCACCAGGCGGUGAAGUGUUAUUUUAACGUACCGUUGAUCCGUUAUACAUAAUAUAUAUCGGAGAAUGUGUGAACACUGAAUCUUUAUAAACUCGUAUUUGACCAGUAAAUAACUAUUGAACAAAUUCAGAGAUAGAGAAAUCAUAAAUCGAGGCCUUAAUGAUUGGCCUGUCGAGACCAGUAUCGACCCCUCAGCCCUGCAGCAAGUGUUCCAAUUUAUUCUUCUGUGCCAGUUCCAAAAAAUCUAGAUUUUUUUUCUUGAAGAACCUCAUACUGUAGAAAAAACCUGGUAGAAAUUUUAUUCCAAAGCUGGAAUAUAAGAGAGGCAAUGUCAAUGUAGAACGCGGGAUUUAAUAUUAUAUUUUCAAGCUGUCGAGUGUCAGUUUAUGACACUGAUGGUUGAAUGAUUGAGACCGGAGUUAAACUAAAAUAUGGAUGUUAUUUGAAGAUGAUUUGUGUCGAAUAAACUCUUCAAGUUUGGCCGAAUUUGUACUUAAUAAGUUGGGAACUUCAUGCGUAAGGGUUCAGGGACGAGCUUUUCGAUUCCUACGUUUUACAAUCAGGGCUACCUUGAUAAAUAUGAUAUCAAAACUAUCUUAUAAUAAACACAAUGAGAAACACACAUUCAUACUCUGAAAUACGUAUGAGUACAUUAACGCAUUCACUGCCACCCUCUUUUCCUGGACAUUCACCAGGUGCCGCAUUUUGCUGUCACUAUAUAUUAUGAACGCGUCUGUGCGUCAAAGGCAUAGGGUGAAAGUCACGGUGACGCAUAUAUGCGUCGGUGGCAGUGAAUGCGUUAACAAAUUUGGCAUUACAACCUAUUUAAAAUAUUUAUAUGCAAAUAUUAAAUUAGUUUGUAAACGUGGUAUAUGUGCGCGCGUGUGUAAAUGUGAUGACUGAUAAUGUGGUGGUUUCUUGAAAUUCAAACUGAUACAUAUAAGAAAGUUUAGAUAUAUAAUUUUAUCAAGGUAGUUCGUAUUGUAAAAUGUUUAGUGGCUUAAUAGCAGAACAUUUUGAUUAACUCUAUACGUUUAAGGCUAUACUUCAACGUAUAGAGUGCAAAAUUUGGAAUAGUAUUCCAAUGUAGUGAAAUUUACAUCUAAUUCGUUAUUGUGUUUAACAUUAUGCAUGUAUUUAUCUCUGGAUUAACAAUUAACCGGCCACGAUCGCGCGGCGGCGGCUAAGAGCGAGUCGCCAUGAGUGACAGUGAUGUCCGAUCGUGCCACUCACUCCCACACAUACAACUCUUACUGACUUAAGGUGGGCCUUAUGUGUUUGCAAUAGGGCUUAGGUUGUCAGUGCCAAGGAUUUUAACAUUGGUAACUCACUCAACGUAACCGCCGACACGCGAUGUCGUGGCCUCACCGUAUUUAUUUUGUUGGGACCACUAUCCCUUUCGGAAUCAUUGAGAUACUAUUUCAAGCGUCGGGAAUAAGAGUCAUAACUGUGCUCAUCGCCACAACCUAGCUUCUACUUUUACGAUUGAAAUCACAUGUAAAAUACUUAUAUAAAGAAUUUUAUGUAAAUUUAAUAAGGUUAUCGUCGCUCAGAAUCACAACACGAUCGCCGUUCAUUUAAAGCGACUAAAUCUCUGUUGUCAUUACUAUUGAAAUCUUUAUUAUAUUAUAGUGUUUGUCAACAAAAGUGGAAUCAUUGUUAUUCGAAUCGAUACUCAGAUCGCGACCGUAGUGUACCGUCAUCAUUACAUGAUAAGGGUUCAUCGCGAGGGCCGUGACGGCGGGGUGUGGUCGCAGUUCAGUUCAGUUUUGUGUUCCCGUCCGUAGCGAAUUAUGUUUCAUAUUUUCAAUUCUUUCCCUUUCUGGCGGCUGACUCAUUGGCGAUAUAGCGGCUAGCUCCGUUUUCUCUAGAAAUCGUACAAUAGUAGAUCUUGUGUGAAUAAAUGUAAUUGCUCGUUGUUUACACGGUUGGCAGAAAUUAAGUCGAGGGCCAAGAUGAAACGCUCCAAGUCGCUUCAGAGUGUAAUAAAGUAGCGUUUUUGGUGGCUAAAGCUUACUAUCAAAGAAAAAAAAACGCUUAUCGGUUAUGGGCAGCCGCCCCUCUGAGACGUGAGAUUUACUAUAAGUACCUCAUUUAUAUAACUUAGGUCCGCGUUGGUCCAUUCCAGCCUCCAUCAUCGUAGAUGUAACAGACUAGUGUCGCUUGACGCAAUCGACGUCCCGUUUUCAUUACUUACGUUGUGUAUUGGAUUGUGUUACUUAGUAAAGCAUUACCAUAACAUAUGACUUACGUUAUGUCGUUCGGUUUGUGCGUUGAACGUUCCUUGUGGCUUUAUUCCAUACAGGUUGUGACUCAGGCUCGAGCGAGCGCGCGACGCAUACACUGAAGCAUUCUAGGUUAGAAUUUUAUUUAGUCAUUUUGUAAACUAAGUUCACGUGAAACAAGUAUGGUUAUCAUAUUAUUUAAAUCGGCUCCGUUCCUAUAGAGGCCACAUACUUUCCUAUCAUUAUUUAUGCUCGUAUUCUUUAAUUAUAGUUUUAAUAUAUGACGUAAUUUCAUGCAAUAAGUAAGAAAGUGUCAAAAGCUCUUCAGUAUGGAAGUAAUCGGUCGUUUUCGAUGGCAUCGCUAUUUAACGUGCAAUAAUUUUAUGUAAAGGUUCAUUACAGCGUGUAUAGGUUGUUCGCGGGCGUGCCCGACCCGGGCCGAGCGAGCCGAUCCCCACAAGACUGACAAACAUUUCACCUUCGUGUACAAACGCGGCUACGGGCAAGAGUCAAUUCACGUUUGCGAGCUUUCUUUUCAUAAUAGUUCUUAUGACUGUAUAUCAUUUUGAUUAGGAUAGUCGGCGACGCUCCUCGGAGCGCGGUCAUUCCAAUAGCACUUCUUGCUUACAUAGUGAGGCACGGCGUACGCCAGGGAUGUUGACUUACUUACGGAGAGACGGAGUCAGGAUGCGAAUAGACUGAGUAGUCGGCGACGGGGGGAGAGGAGACGCCGAGUGCCGCGGCCGCGCGACACGCUACACCAACCAUUUAGUCACGAUUUGGUCAUCACUUCUUAUGUUAUUGUUAAAGUUUCCGAAAUACGUUACAUUUCGUUGGUCGUUAUGGUUUUCGAGUCUUCCUUAUGCGUGUGAAAAAUUACAGUAUGACUAAAUUUUACUAAAUGGUGUAUAGUAUGUUCGCCGCGGCCGCUGCGUUGUCGGUGUAAAAAUUGUACAGCUUAGGAGGAAAUACAUUUGUAUAUUUUUGCUUGGUCAGGGCGCGGCAAGUAUUAUCGGCAACGCGUGAGCGUAUGAGUAAGGUUUUGUGGACGGCAAUAUGUCUGCUUCGGACUGACCUGGGGCCGCCUCAUUGCCGUCUGUACGAGUAAUGGAUUAGUCACAGAUGUAGUCAUCACAAAUGUGUAUUCCCGCAUUAGAAGUUAUUCAUUUUUGGCUAAGUAUAUUUGAAGUGAUUUAACAUUAAAAACAUCUUGUUGUGUCGAUUUCAUAUUUUUAGAAAAAGUAUAGAUAAUGCGAUUAUUGUCGAAAUUUAUAAAUGUAAAACGGAUUUUUUUUAGUUCUUCAAUCAUGUUUUUUUGAUGAAUUAUUGUGAACAAAAUGAAGUAUUUUCAUCGUUAAAUGUUCGUUAACUCGUAUUGUACAAGGCAAUAUUAUAAUGGAGUGUAAUUAAACCAUGUAUGUCUAAACAUGAUCGUAAAUACCAUAGUUGUACCUAAUUGUUACUUUCUAUUUGCUAGAUAGUAUAAUCAAAUUAGAUUGGGUAUUAAAAUGUAAAGUGUUUUGUAACCCGCGAACAAAUAAAUUUGCGCGUCUACGCAAUAAUACAUUUAUUCGAGUGUUCGUAACGCGAAUGCUGUCGGUGGCGAUAUACGUUAGGAUAAUUUACUGGUACCUACUUGCUGCUCAUGAUAUUUUAUACAAUGCGUUUUGUGUUCGGGUCAUUUACACUUGGGUUUACCCCUUCAAACAUUGCGCUUAUUUAGACGAUGCGAGAACUCGCAUGUUAGUUUCAUUACAUUGCGGGUUUUGAUCGGUCGGUUGAAUUGGACGGAACCAACAGUCCGCAAUGUAACUAAAAUCGCCUGCGAGUUCGCCGUCUAAAUCAGCCCAAAUAAGGCAGUAAUCAGACAUCAGGGUGCUUAGAAAGACCAAGAGUAAAUAACGUGAACAAACGCGCUGAGCCAUCGCCAGUUUGCGUUAAAACUUUACAAAAUAACCACAAUGUUAUAAAGCACCUUUUAUUUCCCACAUCGCAUAGUUACAUUAUGUAUACCUCGUUUUUUUUAGCAUUAGAAAUUAGGUAAACAAUCUUGAUGUGUCUUUUAAUUGAAAAACUCAUUUUAAAAAUAAGUUACGGCAAAUAUGUAACAAUUAUGAAUCUAAUACAAUCAUUUAUAUUCUUCUGCUUUCAUAAAUGAUAGUUAAGUACUGAUUUUUAAUAAGCGUUUUUCAAUUAAAAGACAUGCCAAAAUCGCUUACCUUCUUCCAAGUUCUUUCUAAUGCUAAAAAAAACGAACUAUAAAUCCGAACAAUUUGAUAUGUGAAAGUUGCACCAAAAAUGUAUUUGUACGUGGUCGGAAGGCGCCCGCCCGGUAGGUAGGCUGGAGUGUAGUUAAUUUAAAUUAUAAUUUAAAGUUCGCUUACCUAAAGUAAGUCAUGUUCGAUCGGUCUGCGGACGCACGAUGAAGAUUUUUAAGCUAUAGUUAUAACUUUAUGUAUUAUAAUACAUGAUGCUUUUGAAACUGAAUUGAAUUCUUAUUGUAAGUAUAAAAUAAAUAUUAAUAUUCAUAGAAACAGUUCUCAGUGUUUAUUUUUCUGUAAGAUGUAUGGUAAAAAUUUGCAUACGCAAUUUGACUUGUAUUCAGUUAAGGUCACAACCUGUUCAAAAAUACGAAAAUAUUUGUUAACUCAUAAUUAAAUAAAGCUUAUUAUAAGAUA
Cydia fagiglandana is the source of this 7878-nucleotide messenger RNA. It is a transcript of the gene gish, whose product is annotated as casein kinase I. Gene Ontology annotation, biological process: signal transduction; endocytosis; positive regulation of canonical Wnt signaling pathway. Gene Ontology annotation, molecular function: protein serine/threonine kinase activity; ATP binding. NCBI's taxonomy places the organism in Eukaryota, Metazoa, Arthropoda, Insecta, Lepidoptera, Tortricidae. The record is from RefSeq and is a predicted model, not a curated record. The transcript is spliced from 15 exons. Bases 538 to 2220 code for a protein of 560 amino acids. Gene Ontology annotation, cellular component: nucleus; plasma membrane; cytoplasm.